CUCCCCGGCCCUCGCCGCUCUUCCGGCCUCUCGCUCCUCCGGCUGGAGGCCCCAGCUCGGCCCUCGGUGCAGCCCCCUCCUUCCCCCACCUCCAGGUUCUCUGCCUCUUGCAAUGGCCAGCCUGGUGUUGGGAGGGCAGAAGGAGACGGCGGUGGAGCGACUGAGCCAGGAGGAGAUCCUCGGGAGCACCCGGCAGGUGAGCCAGGGCCUGGAGGCCCUGCGCAAUGAACACCACACGGUGCUGGAGACCCUGGCCCACACCAUUCAGAACGUUAAGCAAGACGGCCAAGAAGCAGGCCUGAUGCACGAGAAGACCGGCCGCCUGCAGCGCUCCAUCGAGGACAUCGAACUUGGCCUGGGCGAGGCACAGGUGAUGCUGGCGCUGGCGAGCCACCUGGGUACAGUGGAGUCGGAGAAGCAAAAGCUGCGGGCACAAGUGCGGCGCCUGAUGCAGGAGAACGCAUGGCUGCGGGAAGAGCUGGCCAACACCCAGCAGAGGCUGCAGCUCAGCGAGCAGGCCGUAGCCCAGCUGGAGGAGGAGAAGAAGCACCUGGAGUUCAUGGGGCAGCUGCGGCAAUAUGAUGAGGAUGGGCCUGCUGAGGAAGAGAAGGAGGGAGACUCUACCCGCAACAGCCUCGACGAUUUGUUCCCCAAUGAGGAGGAGGAGGAGAAGUCGGGGCCCAACUCGUCCUAUAACAAGGGUGCGGCGGCCGCCCAGCAGGGAGGCUACGAGAUCCCAGCACGCCUGCGGACGCUGCAUAACCUGGUGAUCCAGUACGCGGCCCAGGGCCGCUACGAAGUGGCCGUGCCACUCUGCAAACAGGCGCUGGAGGAUUUGGAGCGCACUUCGGGCCACAGGCAUCCGGACGUCGCGACCAUGCUCAAUAUCCUGGCCCUUGUCUACCGGGACCAAAACAAGUACAAGGAAGCAGCUCAUCUGCUGAACGACGCCCUGAGCAUCCGGGAGAGCACGCUGGGCCGGGAUCAUCCCGCAGUGGCCGCCACUCUGAACAACUUGGCGGUGCUGUACGGCAAGAGAGGCAAGUACAAGGAGGCAGAACCUCUAUGCCAGCGGGCCCUGGAGAUCCGUGAGAAGGUUCUGGGCGCUCGCCACCCAGACGUGGCCAAGCAGCUCAACAACCUGGCGCUGCUGUGUCAGAACCAGGGUAACUACGAUGCCGUGGAGCGCUACUAUAGGCGAGCGCUGGCUAUCUAUGAGGAGCAGCUGGGACCUGACGACGUCAAUGUGGCCCGCACGAAGAACAACCUGGCAUCGUGCUACCUGAAACAGGGCAAGUUCAUGGAGGCCGAGGUCCUCUACAAGGAGAUCCUGACCCGGGCCCACGUCCAGGAGUUUGGACCCGUGAAUGAUGACCACAAACCCAUCUGGAUGCACGCGGAGGAGCGUGAGGAGAGGAGCAAGAGCCGAAUCCGGGACGGCACGCCUUAUGUGGAGUAUGGGGGCUGGUACAAGGCCUGCAGGGGCAGCAGUCCCACAGUGACCACCACCUUGCGGAACCUGGGAGCCCUGUAUCGGCGCCAGGGAAAGAUGGAGGCCGCAGAUACCCUGGAGGAGUGUGUCUUGCGCUCCCGGGAGCAGGGCACAGACCCCAUCAGCCAAACCAAAGUGGUAGAGCUGCUGGGGGACGCGGAGGGCCGGCGGCCUCCCGGAGACAGUACCACCGGGGGCAAUGUGAAGUACGCAGGCGGCGAGGACGGCAGUGUGGCUGUGGAGUGGUCAGGGGACAGCAGCGGGUCUCUUCAGCGGACCGUCUCCCUGGGGAAGAUCCGGGAGAUGCUGCGUCGGAGCAGCGAACUGCUCGUGAAGAGGCUGCAGGGGACUGAACCCCAACCCUCCAGCAGCAACAUGAAAAGGGCGGCAUCGUUAAACUACCUGAACCAUCCCAGUGGAAAGACUUUCCAGGACUCCCGGGGCUUCAGUGCCAGCACAACAAAUCUCUCAUCGAGCAGCUGAUAUUCAACCCUACUGGCUCUUCAGGUUCCAGACCACCAGAUCCCCCCGUCCGUGGCAGGAAGGGGCUGCCUGCCCUGGAGAAUGCUUCCAGCUGUGAAUGCCAGCCCAGUUGAUUGAGAAGCCCUCUGCCUGGCUCAACCUCCAGCCCCGAGCUCCGUGCUGCCCGACUACUCCUGUAGGUCUGGGCUUUCUCUAUGCAGGUCCUUCUAUUUCACUUUUCUUUAAUUAAUUAAUUAAUAAAAUGUAAAAUCCGA
Molecule: messenger RNA, 2229 nt
Organism: Ornithorhynchus anatinus (platypus)
Lineage: Eukaryota; Metazoa; Chordata; Mammalia; Monotremata; Ornithorhynchidae
Gene: KLC4
Product: kinesin light chain 4
Exons: 17
Coding region: 113-1975 (620 amino acids)
Biological process (GO): axo-dendritic transport
Cellular component (GO): cytoplasm; kinesin complex; membrane-bounded organelle
Molecular function (GO): kinesin binding
Source: RefSeq, a predicted model, not a curated record